AUGUCGGUGACACGCAACAUCACCGAAAGCCGCCUACUUCGACUACCUCCUGAAGUCCUUCUCCUCAUGAGGGAAGAUGAUUCUCUUGAUCUGGGUAAGCGAGUGCUCAGGGCCAGAGACCCUUUCUUCUUUCGCAAUGCAUGCUUGCACGCUGACGUGGAUAUAUUGAUCGAGUAUCUGAAUAAAGAUGCGACUCCAACUGGUAUCGUUUGGGAAAGUCCUCAUCGUUCAGCAGGGGAUUAUGUAGUCGAUGGAUUCCGAGCGGGUAACUUCUCUGUUGAACGAUUCAAGCAAACCUGGCAGUGGUUGUCAGACCAUGGAUACGAGCUUAGUUACUCGGUUAAAAAUACUGGGGAUGCUCCCGGACGUUAUCGUCCUUUCUCUGCGGACCUUCUGUUCAUGGUAUGGGACGCCACUGAUGCUGGACGUCUUCAAGCAAUUUGCGAUGUCAUCCACUUCGUUGUCGAUAAGGGUAUGAUGUUUCCAAGCUUUCUCGAAUACUCGUUCGAGGCAGAGCGGGAGCCAAUGUGUAGAACUUUGAUAGGAUUUAUGAUGGCUAUUCACUGCCCGGCUUCCAUCCUGAAGCUGCUCUUGAAGCGGCUCCAUGACCAAGGCUUGACCCUGAAGAGUCUCACCAACAAUCAGGUUUAUAAAGGCGAAACCACGGAGAUCUCCGCGUUCCUAUGGGAAAUGUUUAGAUACAUUUUCGAUUCAAUCCCCCCUAUGUUAGAAGAGGAUGACGGGGACAAGGCCAGGGUGCUGCUCAGACUUGAGGAUCCCAACGGAAUAGCAGACAAAUUCGGGGACAAGGUCAAGGCGCUGAUCGAAUACAAGUCUGUUGAUGAUGUUGAAGCGCGGGUCUUGAAAGAUAUUUGGGGAGGUCUUCAGAAGAUGGCGCGCAAAAGAAUCGAACGAGGCUUCCUCGAUUUUGACCAAGAUGGGCUCUGGUACUGGCGCGAGCUAAACAUGUCAAUUGCAUAUCUUGCUAUCGAACGGACAGUCCUGACACAAAGGCCUUUGCACAGUCAGGAUCCCUACCCUAUUCACGCAUUUGAACUCCAUCACCAAGGUUGGUACCCCCCAGAACAGCUAAGCUGGAUGAGAAUGUUUCUUGCAGAUCGCAGAGGGAGAAUUGAAGCUUCAAAAUUCGGGGACAGAAGUAUAGGUGACUGGUGGACCAUGCCCCUUUGCGACUGGGACUUUUUUGUCCCACCACACAAGUUUUUCUGCAAGGGUUAUCGUGAGCACAGAGCAACUGAAGAAGUCUGGUCGAGAAUGAGGGAUGAGGCGCCGGAUCCCAUACCUUGA
Messenger RNA from Fusarium fujikuroi IMI 58289, 1308 nucleotides. RefSeq lists its product as uncharacterized. Lineage: Eukaryota; Fungi; Ascomycota; Sordariomycetes; Hypocreales; Nectriaceae. The record is from RefSeq and is a predicted model, not a curated record. Bases 1 to 1308 code for a protein of 435 amino acids. The transcript is spliced from 2 exons.